Molecule: messenger RNA, 666 nt
Organism: Priapulus caudatus
Lineage: Eukaryota; Metazoa; Priapulida; Priapulimorpha; Priapulimorphida; Priapulidae
Product: microsomal glutathione S-transferase 1-like
Exons: 3
Coding region: 134-589 (151 amino acids)
Cellular component (GO): membrane
Source: RefSeq, a predicted model, not a curated record
CCCGUGGUUACUCACUAGUAUACUCUGGUCUGUCUAGUGCGCUGUAGCUGGUGCGGACUUGUUCUUGCUGCCAGUGGUCUAGUGUAGUGAGCGUUGUAGCGUGCACGCGGGCUGCGUAUACGUAAGAGACAACAUGGCCUCUCCAUUCAGCUUUGACAAUGACGUCUUCUCUAGUUUUGCGUUUUACGGGACGGCCAGCGUUGUUAAGAUGAUGAUGAUGUCCAUUCUUACAUCGAAGCAAAGGAUGAAGAACAAGGCUUGGGUGAACCCGGAAGAUUUUGAAGUGCGAGGGUAUGAAGUUAAGCCGACAACAUCGGAUCUGGAUGUAGAGAGAGUGCGAAGGAACCAUCAGAACGACAUUGAGAACAUCAUUCCGUUCGCGAUCAUCGGCCUUCUCUACGUCGCUACGGGCCCCUGCGAAACCGCCGCCAAGUGGCACUUCCGCGUGUUCGCUGCGGCGCGCCUCGCACACACGAUCGCCUACCAGAGCGGUCGCUCGAGGCCGCGCGGUCUCUGCUUCGCCGUCGGCAACGUGGCGACGCUAUCCAUGGCGGUGCAGGUGCUCAUGCACGCCGCCAAGAGCUGGUAACACCUCACGCACUCGCGCGCGCACAUGCAUGCACACACACACGUGCACAUGUACACACAUGCACACACACGCGCGCA